Lontra canadensis (Northern American river otter) is the source of this 2082-nucleotide messenger RNA. It is a transcript of the gene MOSPD2, whose product is annotated as motile sperm domain containing 2. The record is from RefSeq and is a predicted model, not a curated record. The transcript is spliced from 15 exons. NCBI's taxonomy places the organism in Eukaryota, Metazoa, Chordata, Mammalia, Carnivora, Mustelidae. The coding region runs from base 265 to 1725 and encodes 486 amino acids.
GCAGUGCAGGGGACGUCGGGGGAGCGGAGCCCAAAGGAGAAGCUAAUGGAAAGCCAGGCUGGGGCCUGGUUCCGCCUCCAGACCCAGGCGGCCACAGUGGAUUGGACAACGCAGCGACGCUUCCGCCCGCCUCCCGGUGUCACGCGACCGUCUCCACCUCCCGCCCUUCCCUCUUUACCUCCCGGCCAGCCUGGCCAGUGAUGAGAUAUUCGGACAGGUGGAGAAGUGGCCACGGCGAUCGAAAUCACGUCCACGACCGCGACCAUGGCCGAGUAUCACGCCCAGAAUAAAGCCAAGCUCAUCUCUGAGACCCGACGGAGAUUCGAAGCCGAAUACGUGACAGAUAAGCCAGAUAAAUAUGAUCCACGUGAUGUUGAAAGGCUACAACAAGAUGAUAACUGGGUUGAAAGUUACUUAAUUUGGAGACAUAAUAUUGUUGAUGAAGCACUGAAGAUGCUUGAUGAGAGUUUUCAGUGGAGGAAAGAAAUGUGCGUCAACGACCUGACUGAAUCCUCCAUUCCCAGAUGGUUAUUGGAAAUUGGUGGUAUUUAUCUCCACGGUUAUGACAAAGAAGGCAACAAGUUGUUCUGGAUCAGGGUGAAGUAUCAUGUAAAAGACCAUAAAACCAUGUUGGACAAAAAGAAGCUUAUCGCAUUCUGGCUGGAACGUUAUGCUAAAAGAGAAAAUGGGAAACCCGUAACAGUGAUGUUCGACCUGUCAGAAACUGGCAUAAAUAGCAUAGACAUGGACUUUGUACGCUUUAUCAUCAACUGCUUUAAGGUUUAUUAUCCUAAAUACCUCUCAAAAAUGGUGAUCUUCGAUAUGCCUUGGAUAAUGAAUGCUGCUUUCAAAAUUGUGAAAUCCUGGCUUGGUCCGGAAGCAGUGAGUUUGUUGAAGUUUACCAGUAAAAGUGACGUCCAGGACUAUGUCAGUGUGGAGUACCUGCCUCCCCACAUGGGUGGGACUGAUCCUUUCAAGUAUAGCUAUCCCCCACUAGUGGAUGACGACUUCCAGACACCAUUGUGUGAAAAUGGGCCUAUUGCUAGUGAGGAUGAAGCUUCAAGUAAAGAAGACCUAGAAAGUGAUGGCAAAGAAACCUUGGAAACAGUUUCUAAUGAAGAACAAACAACUCUUCUAAAAAAGAUUAACCUAACUGAACAUACUUCCAAAGCAGAAGAAAAUGAAAAGGUUGAUUCCAAAAUGAAAGCUUUCAAAAAACCAUUGAGUGUGUUUAAAGGGCCUUUAUUACACAUCAGCCCAGCAGAAGAACUGUAUUUUGGAAGUACAGAAUCUGGAGAGAAGAAAACUUUAAUAGUGUUGACAAAUAUAACAAAAAACAUCGUAGCUUUUAAGGUGAGAACAACUGCUCCAGAAAAAUACAGAGUCAAGCCGAGCAACAGCAGCUGUGACCCUGGAGCAUCAGUUGAUAUAGUUGUGUCUCCCCACGGGGGUUUAACAGUCUCUGCCCAAGACCGUUUUCUGAUCAUGGCUGCAGAAAUGGAGCAGUCAUCUGGCACGGGCCCAGCAGAAUUGACUCCGUUCUGGAAAGAAGUUCCCAGAAACAAAGUGAUGGAGCACAGGUUAAGAUGCCAUAUUGUCGAGAGCAGUAAACCAACCACUCUGACAUUGAAAGACAGUGCUCUUGCCAUGUCCGAUAAAACCAGUGAAGAUCUUUAUCUACAAUCUGCCAACUCCAGACGUGAAAGUGACUUCAGUACACCCUAAGUACUGGCCAUAGUAUCUCUCUGUGUGUGUGCACAGCGGUGUCCCCUUCUGUGUCACAUCCCCGGCCUGCCUAGCUUCUAACCCCAAAGUAUCUGUGUAUGUUUUCUGUUCCUCGGCAAACAUGAGGAACUCACUGGUCAGAAUUGGAAGCGUGCUGUCCUAACAGUGUCCCUUUAAUGUUUCCAGUGAAAAUGACAUUGACUCACUAAGUUGUUCUUCCCCGAUGUCUGGCGGGUUCAAUUGAAUAACCUAUCUUGUUAAUGUUUGUGUGUCUAUUCAGUGAGACUAUGCAAGAUGACUGAAAAUUAACCAUAAAAUCAAAGGCUUCUAAACUUUUGGUCUUGUCUUAACUAAUCA